Manacus vitellinus (golden-collared manakin) is the source of this 1146-nucleotide messenger RNA. RefSeq names its product CCAAT enhancer binding protein alpha (gene CEBPA). NCBI's taxonomy places the organism in Eukaryota, Metazoa, Chordata, Aves, Passeriformes, Pipridae. The record is from RefSeq and is a predicted model, not a curated record. Gene Ontology annotation, biological process: regulation of transcription by RNA polymerase II; myeloid cell differentiation; DNA-templated transcription. The annotation marks the transcript as partial. Gene Ontology annotation, molecular function: DNA-binding transcription factor activity, RNA polymerase II-specific; RNA polymerase II cis-regulatory region sequence-specific DNA binding. The transcript has a single exon.
CACCGGAGCAAAUCGAAAAAGACAGUGGACAAGAACAGCAAUGAGUACCGGGUGCGCCGGGAGCGCAACAACAUCGCGGUGCGCAAGAGCCGGGACAAGGCCAAGCAGCGCAACGUGGAGACGCAGCAGAAGGUGCUGGAGCUCACCACCGACAACGAGCGGCUGCGCAAGCGGGUGGAGCAGCUCACCCGCGAGCUGGAGACUCUGCGGGGCAUCUUCAGGCAGCUGCCCGAGAGCUCGCUGGUGAAGGCCAUGGGCAGCUGCGCUUAGGGCCGCGCCGGGACCGGCCGGGCUGCCCUGCCCGCCCACAGAUACUUUACGUACCGGAGCGCGGCGAGCGCACUGUGCCGGGGGAAAGGGGGAUGGGGGCUGUUUUGUUUUUGUUUUGUUUCGUUUGUUUGGGUUUUUUUUUUAUCAGUUCACGACCUAUACAAGAAGCCAGGCAGCUCUAGUAUUACAAGGUUUGUGCCUUACGGAUGACACACGAGUAACCUGAAAACAUGGUGGGUUUUCUAAGGAGAAGAGCAAGGGGAAGGAAGAAUUAAAAAGCCCACGUGUCUACACAGGGUAAAUAACAGUAAUAAUAAUAAUAAUAAUAAUAAUAGUAAUAAAGCACAUAUAGCAACCCAGAUGUGCCUUAAAAGCUAGCUGCAGGAGCUCUGGGGCUUUCUGCACCCUCUAGCCUGGCAGGGCAUGAGGAAAAAGGGUGAGGGACGUGCAGGCUUGAGGGUCGGGGUGUCUGGGGUGUCCUGCCAGGCCCUCCCAGCUGGCCUGCGGUUCAGCAGGCAGGAGCAGCUGUGGGGAUACCAGCGACAAGAGGACUCGAGGCUGAGGGACAUGCAGCACUGGACACCCGUUUGGAGCACUGAGGUGUGGGGCAGCCGCUAGACUGCUGCCAGGACUGCCCCAGCCUGGCUGGGCUGCCUCUGCCAAGCCCUGUCCCCUGCCUUGGCUGGGAGAAGGGCAAGGGGCCACCACUGCUGCGGGACCAAUGGACAGCCGGGGACUGAUGGAGCAGCAGCUUGCACGAGUGUGUGAUGAGCUCCCUCCAUCAAAAGAAAGAGCAGCAGUGUACUGUAUGUCACGACGUGGCGAAGCACAAAUGAAUAAAUACCUAUCGAUGCGGGUAUUUACUAUGAACUUUCA